AACACACCUGACUGUAAUUAAUGCCGCUCUUUCUCCUCACAGCUUCUUAUUGUCCUCAACAAAUGAAGGCCCGUGAACAAACAGUGAUUUUCCUCUCCCUGUUGUCGGGUUUUCUGUCUGUCAGCGGAGCUCUGAAUGAUGGAGAGAGAGAAAACAGGGACUCACCAGGAGGAGCUGGGCUGGUGGUGAGAUGCGGAGAAGUCAACGUGAUGAUCUCUGUGAAGAGACAGUUCUUCGAAGACAGACGGAUUCCGUUCAGGCCUGAGUUUCUGAGACUUGGAGCGACCAAGACACAGCAGAGAUCCUGCGAACCAACAGUGUCAGAACAUGAGAUGGUUAUAUCUGCUGGACUUCAAGACUGUGGGACUAAGGCCAGUGCACAUCCCGAGGGGUUCGUUUUUUCCAACCAGCUGUUCCUGAUUCCCCCCGUCACUCCUGUCUCUACAGGCACUGAGAUAGUCAGAGGGAUGAGCACUGUCAUACCUGUUGAGUGCCAUUAUAAAAGAAAGCAGACAGUACGUGGAGAACCAAUAACCCCAACCUGGCAGCCCAUGACUUCCACUAUCAGCGCCUUUGGCCUCCUGCACUUCUCCCUUCAUACCAUGGAAGAGGACUGUUCCUCUCUGCGUAGUUCCUCAGAGUACCAGCAGGGGGAAGCAGUGUUUUUGGAGGCUGGUGUUGAGGCCCCUCUCCAUCCUCCACUUACUCUUUACGUGGACUCCUGUGUUGCCACGCUGAAGCCCGACCCUCUGUCUUUACCAAGCUAUACAUUUAUCACUAAGCAUGGAUGUCUAAUGGACAGUGUAUUGCCAGGGUCCUCAUCCAAAAUCCUUCCCAGGGAGCAAAACAACAGACUGUGCUUCAGUGUCCAAGUCCCCCGCUUCAACCAGGAGUCUGGAGACCAGCUGUUCAUCACCUGCCACCUGAAGGUCACCCUGACACCAAACUCACCCAGCCACCUCGACAAGGCCUGCUUUUUUCAUGGUCCUACAUUCAGAUGGCGUUCAGCAGACAGAGAUGAUGCUUUCUGUGAGUGCUGUGAGUCUGAUAACUGCUUGAGAUACACUGAAGGAGGGAACAGUGGCACCACUGGACACAGACCUCCCCCAAAUACAGGAAGGAGGCAUGAGGUAGACGCGACAGUUGGGCCCCUCCUCACCCUGCAGCAGUCCCACUGGACAGGACGUCUGUCAGUCGGUCCUUAAAGAGCCUCUCUCUAUCUUGUCAAGGUGGGUGCGGAGAUUGUCAACAACCAAACCAUGAGUUUGAAAAUAAAGCAUCCAUCACAUACAGUG
Molecule: messenger RNA, 1295 nt
Organism: Notolabrus celidotus (New Zealand spotty)
Lineage: Eukaryota; Metazoa; Chordata; Actinopteri; Labriformes; Labridae
Product: zona pellucida sperm-binding protein 3-like
Exons: 8
Coding region: 21-1205 (394 amino acids)
Biological process (GO): positive regulation of acrosome reaction; binding of sperm to zona pellucida; egg coat formation
Cellular component (GO): extracellular matrix
Molecular function (GO): acrosin binding
Source: RefSeq, a predicted model, not a curated record